This is a messenger RNA of Bufo gargarizans (Asiatic toad), 1978 nucleotides long. RefSeq names its product growth arrest-specific protein 7. The transcript is spliced from 9 exons. Gene Ontology annotation, molecular function: actin filament binding. Gene Ontology annotation, cellular component: actin filament; plasma membrane; cytoplasm. The record is from RefSeq and is a predicted model, not a curated record. Lineage: Eukaryota; Metazoa; Chordata; Amphibia; Anura; Bufonidae. Bases 75 to 947 code for a protein of 290 amino acids. Gene Ontology annotation, biological process: actin filament polymerization; neuron projection morphogenesis.
AAAAAAAAAAAUUACAAUAUUGAUGUUUUGGUCUCCUACAGAUAAACUGUGUGACGUUCCCUCACCCUGACACCAUGCCGGAGCAGCAACUGCUGAAGCCCGCAGAGUGGAGCUACUGCGAUUAUUUCUGGGCAGAUAAAAAAGAUCCGCAAGGAAACAGCUCGGUGACCGGGUUUGAAGAACUCCUCCAGAAACAGCUUAAAGGAAAACAAAUGCAGAAGGAGAUGGCAGAAUUCAUCCGUGAACGGAUCAAGAUUGAGGAAGAAUAUGCCAAAAACUUGGCAAAACUGUCCCAGAAUUCUCUGGCGUCACAAGAGGAAGGGACCCUGGGGGAAUCUUGGGCCCAAGUCAAGAAAAGUCUCGCAGACGAGGCCGAAGUUCAUCUCAAAUUUUCCUCGAAGCUACAGAGUGAAGUGGAGAAACCCCUGCUGAACUUCAGAGAAAACUUCAAGAAGGACAUGAAGAAGUUCGACCACCACAUAGCGGACUUACGGAAGCAGCUCGCCAGCCGAUACGCCUCUGUAGAGAAGGCUCGGAAAGCUUUGGCCGAGAGACAGAAAGAUCUGGAAGUGAAAACGCAGCAACUGGAAAUAAAACUGAGCAACAAGACGGAAGAAGACAUUAAGAAAGCGCGGAGGAAGUCGACACAAGCAGGAGAUGACCUCAUGAAAUGUGUGGAUCUCUACAACCAAGCACAAUCCAAGUGGUUUGAAGAGAUGGUGACGACCACCUUGGAACUGGAGAGACUGGAAGUUGAGCGGGUGGAGAUGAUCCGUCAGCACCUCUGUCAGUACACACAACUACGGCACGAAACAGACAUGUUCAACCAAAGUACGGUGGAACCCGUGGACCAGCUGCUCCAGAAAGUCGAUCCUGCCAAAGACAGGGAAUUAUGGGUGAAAGAGCACAAGACGGGCGACAUCCGGCCCAUUGACAUGGACAUAUAGACUGUUUUUGAUGUAUUUUUGCCAAUUCCUUGGUUUGGAGAGUUCUUUAUAUGACUGCCAGUCCGGGGACAUUCUACAUUGCUGUAAAGUAUACAAGGUCAUUCCAUACUGAGCUAAAAAAUAUCAUAAUUUUUUUGGAACAGGGGACACUGGGAUUUGUCUGUUCGUGGUUCCAUGAAUGCAGAGUUGACUGGCCUCAUGUGCUGUUUCACACGUGGUGCCAACCAGCUUGGCUUCUUGGCAGAGGACGUCAUAAAGCUUGUGCCACACUGGAUAUUGCUGCAUAAUACCAGAACAUAUAUAAAAUAAUGUAAAGUAACAAACACUAUACAUAAAACUAUAUGAACAAAAAAAAAAACUUUACAGAGACGGCCCCCAGGGUGACACCUCAAUUUUAGGGCAUCCAUAAAACAGGUACAAUGACACCCAUGUCAUCUCCCUCACUCUUGGACAAGAAAGGUCACAUGAUACAAAGACAUUUGGGAAAUGGUGACAUUAAAACAAUGUACUAAAUUAUGUUCAGCAAAGCAGCUACAAAGACCAUGUCCUCCUGUGAGACUCGGCGCCACCUUGUGGUCGAUUACUAUGAAAAAUAAAGCUCUGUAAAACUUUAUGGUUAAUUUUCCAGUGUCUAUAACUGAUGUUUCAGCAGAGCUUUCCCCCAUUCCACCUCCUCGAUUCAUCAGGUUCAUAUGAUUCCCUCAUAUUAUGGCUACCUGUGUAAAUUCUCACCCCUCCUUUCCUAUGUAUUAUAGCAGAUUUCUAAGGCCUGACCUCUGCCCCAGCCUGACCCCCGCCCCUCCCCCACACGCCUUUCACCCCUCUUUGUACAGAUCUAAUGUAAAAGACAAACAUUUUUCAGAUUCUAUGAAACUAAUUUAAUUGGAUGAAGCGGAGAAUUGUGUCCGUAGAUUCAUGUUUGUGUAAAGUUGUGAUGUCAUUAAAAAAGUUUUCAGAAAGAGAAAUUAUUGACAACUGAACGGAGGAGAUUCCCGCUGUAUAUCCAGAGUUCUAAUAAAUCAUCUAUAAAA